CAAAACUUAAGUUAAAAAUCACUUGUGACAGCGAUAAAUAAGCAUAAUUUUAACUUACAACUCCAGCCAUCAAGUUGAAGUGAAGAGAAAAAACAACAUCAUGCAGAGCUCAUAAAUAAAUCUCAGCAGAUACCGCAACAACAACAAUAGAAAUCGGGUAUAAACAAACGUGUGCAAAUCCAUAAAAAGCAACAAGAACAAUAACAAUUGUAAAUUGGGCUACCGAAAGCAAAAGCAAUGGAAAUUAAAGAAAUAAAAUCAAUGACAAGAUAAUUAAUUAAAGGUUGUUUAUUGCUUAAAUGCAAAAUUUUGAUGCUGAUGCUGAUAGACUAACGAUGUAUUGUUGUUGUCCUGGCGGUGGGGGUAUUUAUUUGGUGGUUGCGCCAUCUGCUUUAUGUAUGAAAUGUACACAGAUAUGUACAUGGAAAUUAAAAUAAUAAUCAAAAUUGAAAACUCAAGUGUAUCAAUUGACGGGUCAACUACUUAAUUGAAAUUCAAAUAUUGCCAGUUGCCUCUGUCUCCGUCCAAAACUGCAGUCAAUGCAAAAUGAAUGUUCAUGUUUAGUCAAGUGAAAUAACCAACUAGCGAAGCAAAAACCAAAGGAGACAAACCAAAUAGAAACUGUGAAAAAAGAAAAGCAAAAGACGAAAAUCAAAACGAAUCGAACGUCAUCUUUUGUCAAACAUAUUCUCCAAUAAGAAGAAGAAGCGAAGAGGAACGACAACAACAAAAACAGCGGUGCUGCUUUGUUGCUGUAGCGGCAGCAGCCAGCGAGACGCUGGCAACAAAUUGCGAUGCCUGGACUCGUGGUCUUCAGACGUCGUUGGUCUGUCGGCUCUGAUGAUCUAGUGGUGCCAGGCGCAUUUCUCUUGGCGCUACAUUUUAUAUGUUUUGUGCUUGUCGCCGUCUCGUUAGUCUUAUUUGAGUACAACACAAAUGUUUUAAGUGUAAAACUAUUGUUUUAUCAUCUAAUAGGAUACUUAUUAAUACUAUUUUUUUCAAUAUGUGUAGAAAUAGGCAUUUGUGUGAUCUCGAUGCGCGGGAGCAUUUUAGAUUCCGAGGCCCGCACAUCGAUCAAUAUAUGGAUAUAUCUCAAGAGCUUGGUUAUAUUAUUCGAUAUUGCUUGGCUGAUAAUGGGCUCAAUUUGGCUCUCGCAUUAUUAUAUCGAAGCGCCCAUCGACGAGGCCAAAAAGAUCUUCAUUGCCAUCAUUAUAUGCAAUUGGACGCUGUUGUUUAUCACACUGAUAACCAUCUGGUGCACAUUCGAUGCAGCCGGUCGUUCCUGGGUCAAGAUGAAGAAAUAUCAGCGAUCUAUGCGUGAGACUGAGUCGCGGUUCAACUAUAAGCGAAGCAACAGCAUGAAUCGCAAUUGGAGGCAACGGAAGGUAAUGCGAGCAUAUCAGGACAGUUGGGAUCAUCGCUGUCGUUUACUUUUCUGUUGCAUGGGCUCAUCGGAGCGGAAUAGAAAUUCCUUUACGGAUAUUGCACGUCUGCUUAGCGACUUUUUUCGUGAAUUGGACGUGGUGCCAUCGGAUGUGGUCGCCGGUUUAGUGCUAUUGCGCAAAUUCCAGCGCCUGGAGCGUGAGGCCAUUGUCAGACAGCGCAAGAAUGGCACCUAUGAGUUCCUCAGCGGCGUGCCCAUUACGGAGCGCACACAGUUCCUAGCACUCAACGAUGCCAAAAACUAUGAUUUCUUUCAGACUGUCAUACAUUACAUGUACUUUGCCCAAGGCGCCUACGGUUGGCCCAUGUAUGUCAUCAUCAAUCGCAGCAAAAUGUGGCAUCUCCUACCCGAGCUCAAAUGCUUCGGCUGCUGUUGCGGCAGCGGAGACGAUGGUGAGGUGAUCCAGGACAAUUGUUGCUACUGCAACUAUGCGGCGCUGAAGAAGACGCUGCAACUGGGCGACAUUGAUAUUGUUUAUGCCACCUACCAUGUGGAUGUGGGUGAGACGCCCUUCUUUGUGGCCGUCGACUAUACGCAAAAGAAGAUUGUGAUCAGCAUACGGGGGACGCUGAGCAUGAAGGAUAUUCUAACCGAUCUGAAUGCGGAGGGUGAAGUGUUGCCACUGCAGCCGCCACGUGACGAUUGGUUGGGCCACAAGGGCAUGGUGCAGGCAGCCAUUUAUAUACGCAACAAGCUGCAACAGGAGAAUCUCAUUGAGCGGGCGUUGCAACGAAAUGCGGAUCGUUUGACGCACACAUUUGAUCUGGUCCUGGUCGGACAUUCACUCGGUGCGGGAACUGCGGCGAUACUGGCGAUAUUGCUCAAACCGGAACAUCCAACGUUGCAAUGCUUUAGUUAUUCACCGCCCGGCGGAUUGCUUAGCAUGCCAGCUGUGGAGUACUCAAAAUCAUUUAUAACAUCCGUAGUCCUGGGCAAGGAUGUCGUUCCACGCAUUGGUCUCAAUCAAAUGGAGGCUCUACGUGCCGAUCUCAUCAAUGCCAUACAGCGCAGUGUUGAUCCUAAGUGGAAGACCAUCUCGUGCUCGGUCAUCUGCUGUGGCUGUGGUCCCGAGCCCACGUCUGUGGUCAAUAUGUCCGGCCAGGAUACGCACAUCAAUCAAUAUCAGGAGGAACGCGGCACGGCUCGUUCCACCAGCGCACAUCCUACGGACAGCUCAAUAGCUUUAACAUUACAUCAGCCCUUAUAUCCGCCCGGUCGCAUCAUUCACAUUGUGCGGCAUCAUCCCAAGCCAGAUGAGCAAAAAUACGACAGUGGUUGGAGAAAUGUGCUAAAGAGUCGUGAGCCGGUCUAUCAGGCAAUAUGGGCCGAUUCAACCGAUUUCGAUGAGGUGCUCAUAUCACCUGUCAUGCUGCAGGAUCAUAUGCCCGAUAAGGUUCUCGCCGCGCUCAAGAAGGUUGUAACAACGAGUGGUCCACGUAAACCCCAACGCCAGACCUCUAAUGCCUUCUCCACGACAUCGACCGAACAGGAGCCGGAACAUCAGAUAGACAACGCCGACGGUGACGUCCUUCUGACAGGAAAUGGAAAUGGUCAUCAGGAGUUGAGCUUGGAAUCGCAGCAUGGCAAGAGUUCCUGUACGAAUCUCAGCAACUGCAUCAUGUUGACGCCAACGGCACAGCAUAAGCUCUGCCUGGAGACAUCGUUCACCAAUCUGCAGCAGCAGCAGCAACAGCAGCAGCAUCAGCAGCUAGAGCAACGCACCUGGAUGCAACCCGGUGGCAGCAAGGCAUCCUCCAUAGCUGGCAGCAUCUUUGGCCGCAGCCAGUUGAGCUCGACGACAACGCCGUAUGACAUAUCAAGCGUCCUGGACGACAGCAUCACAACGGUGACAACAAUGCGUAAAAGUCCCUGCUCCAUGCUGAGUGAGACGACAACAGUGCUGCUCAAUGCCGAGCCAGGUGCAGGUGGAUCGGGGGAUGUGCCACGGCUCAAAGCGGUUGCAUUUGACAUGGCGCUGACACCACCGCCGUCAGCAUCACAGUCAGCGUCACCGUUACCGUCCCUGCUCCUGCCAUUCUCGGUGCAGCAUCUGUCGCGUCAGCACUCGGAGAAGAAGCCACGUUCCUUGCCAUUGACGCAGGCGUUGCGACGUGCCUCGGUGGCAGGUGGACAGGGUGUUGACCUGCUGCACGACGAUUGGUAUGGAUUGGCGCCACUCGCCAGUCCCGAGACGCUCUCGGAGAUCUCCAGCGUGUCAUCACGCAGCAGUGUGCCCAUUAGUUUGGCCAACAGCAUUGAGCGUUAUCUGCAGCACAUGGGCGUGGCAACAGGAGCGGGAGCAGCCGGAGUCGGAGCUGGUGUGCCCAAAGUGCCGCUGGAGGACAUCUUUGAGUCACAAUUGCAUACGCCUAAAGUGAUGCGACGUGCACCCAAAUUCACGGAGAAUCUAGCCGGCUGUGCCGAGGAUACACGUAAUCUGGAUCAAUACAAGCGUUUAGGUCGUGUCUUUGUCACCUUUCCCCGCAUCUUUCCCGGAGCCGAUGCGUCCUCCUACCACCACCAACAGCAGCAGCUACAGCAACAACUACAACAUGGUUUGGACUCCAAUUCGAGUGAUGACAGCUUCGAGUCGGCACACAGCUUGCAGCGUCUCCAGUUGCCAUCCACAGUGGCAUGCGGUGCCAGCUCCAAGUCGGCUGAUCAGUUGGAUGAAACACACAGCACGUUGCCAGUUCCCGUCAAGAAGUUAACUUUCAGCGAUAGCAAUAUUCUGGCCGACUCCGAGGAUCAUUGUCUGCGCAUCUGCCCGCACUGUCCAUGUCGUCGAUCCGACGGACGUGACUGUUGUAUGCGUUCCGAGCACGAUCAUCAGCAAUGUGCCGCCUUCGGGGAGCAGGUGUCGGGGUCGGCGACGGUCGGCUCCACAGAUACCAACAGUAGCUUCUAUAGCGCCAAUUCGAGCGCAUCGCUGGAACUGUUUGCCACACCAGGACGGCAGAUGCACCAUCUAAAGCUGAAUGGUGGCCAUCUUCUCGAUGAGAUACUCAUACGUCCCGGCGUGCUCGAGUCACAUUUUCCCGUUUUCAGCGGUGCUGCCCUUGGAUCGGCAGCUGGAGCUGAUGGUGAUCCGCCGGAGACGCCGGCAAUUGUGGCGCCAGCAUCGCCAUCACCAUCGCCAAUGAGUAACGGCGGCGGCGGCGGAAAGCGUCCGGAUGUGGUUGGCGGGCGUGUGCGCAAACGUCUGUCCUCCGAGGAGUUUGUAUUCACGCGCACUGAGGAUCUUUCCCAUCUAGUACAAAUCGGUGAUAGAAGCGCUUACGGACAAGGACACGGACACGGCUCGCCGUCCGGCCGUAAGCAGCGACGAGGCUGCUGUGUAUAUCCCGCUGGCAACAAUAUACGCAUUGGCAACACCGAUGUCGAUGCAGUCGCUCCAGCUUCAGGUCCAUCUGCCUCCCCCUCGUCCAUUAGCAAAUUUUCCCGCGCUCGCGUCGCUGCCUCGGCGUCAGCAAAAGCAGCGGCCGCGACAGCGGCAGCGGCAUCAGCUGCUUUAAAUAACGAAAGUAAUGUUUAAUAAUAAAUAUACAUAUGUAUGUACAUAUAUGUAAGAGUAGUUGAAUGCAGUACCUAAGCAACCGCAACCAAAAAUUUAUUGUAUUGUCUUUGCGUUUUACACACAAUAACAACAGCAACAAGAAAUGAAACUAACAUACUGAAAACAACAACAAUUUAGCGUGUCAACAUUGAAAUAAAUGCAAAUUAUUUACAUAUAUUUUUUUGUGCAGCCAGCUGACCAAUUCAGAUGCAGCCCUAACGCAGCAAAAAUUUUAAUAAAAUGUUUUAAAUAAAGAAAAAAAACGUUACGAAAAAUCAA
Messenger RNA from Drosophila innubila, 5279 nucleotides. RefSeq names its product sn1-specific diacylglycerol lipase alpha (gene inaE). Lineage: Eukaryota; Metazoa; Arthropoda; Insecta; Diptera; Drosophilidae. Gene Ontology annotation, biological process: lipid metabolic process. The record is from RefSeq and is a predicted model, not a curated record. Gene Ontology annotation, cellular component: postsynaptic membrane; dendrite membrane. The transcript is spliced from 14 exons. The coding region runs from base 795 to 4979 and encodes 1394 amino acids.